UUGUGGUAUGGCUAAGCCCUGCGCAGAAGUGGCGAUUUCUGAUUGGUUGAGGCCCAGAUCUCCCCUGGCCCACCAGAUAGAAAACUGAAGCAUAUACUACUCUCUCUCCUCCCCUCCCCACUGUUUGAAGCUAACAGCUCAGCUUUUACUCACCACCACAAAGUCACAGCUCUGCUCCCCUUCUUCUUCACAUAAAGGAAAGCAGAAAAAAAAAGAAGAAGAAGAAAUACACAUUAAUGGCUUCCAAGCUCUGCGACUCCUGCAAGUCGGCGACGGCGGCUCUCUUCUGCCGCCCGGACUCGGCGUUCCUCUGCCUCAGCUGCGACUCCAAGAUCCACGCGGCCAACAAGCUGGCGUCCCGCCACGCGCGCGUGUGGGUGUGCGAGGUCUGCGAGCAGGCCCCCGCUCACGUGACCUGCAAGGCCGACGCCGCCGCGCUCUGCGUCACCUGCGACCGGGACAUCCACUCCGCCAACCCGCUCGCCCGCCGCCAUGACCGCGUCCCCGUCGUCCCCUUCUACGACGCCGUCGACAAGUCAUCCUCCGACGACGCAGCCGCAGCGGCGCCGCCCUGCGCGCUCAACUUCCUCGACGACCGCUACUUCGCCGACGACGCUGACGCGGACGAUGACGUCAGCAGGGAGGAGGCCGAGGCCGCCUCCUGGCUCCUCCCCAACCCGCCGCCGGCGGGGGUGGGUAGCAACAAGGGCGCCAUGGAGUCUCAGGAUCUGAACACCGGCCAGUUCUUGUUCCCCGAAAUGGACCCGUACCUGGAUCUGGACUACGGGCCCGUGGAUCCAAAAGUGGAGGCCCAGGAACAGAACAGCUCCGGGACCGACGGAGUCGUCCCCGUCGGAAUUCAUCAUCAACCUCCGUUGAUGAACGAGCACUGCUUCGACCUCGAUUUCUCCGCCGCCGGAUCCAAGGCUUUCUCCUACGGCUACGCAGCUCAGUGCUUGAGCCACAGCGUGUCAUCGUCGUCGAUGGACGUGGGAGUGGUCCCGGACGGCGGCAGCGGGACGGCGGACAUAUCGAACCCGUGCAGCAGAGUAUGUGGAGGCGGAGGGAUGAGCAACGGAGCCGAAUCGGCGGCGGCGGUGCCGCUGUCGGCGGUGGACAGGGAGGCGAGGGUGCUGCGUUACAGGGAGAAGCGGAAGAAUCGGAAGUUCGAGAAGACGAUCCGGUACGCUUCGAGGAAAGCCUACGCGGAGACGAGGCCGCGGAUCAAGGGAAGGUUCGCGAAGCGGACGGAUAUCGACGUGGAAGCCGACCGGAGUAUGUACGGCUUCGGCGUCGUGCCGUCGUUCUGAUACCCCCUUCCUCACGGAAAAUUUUCAGUAAUAAAGAAAGGAACUUAGUUUUGUUUUUCAUCUUUUCCUAAUUUUUGCAAUUUCCGUUUUUUUUUAAUAUAUGGUAGGGCGGGUAAAAGUUGUUUGUAUGUAAUAGCUGUUUGAUCAACGGGAAUAAUUAUAAAUGACCGUUGAUUUUGUUGGUUAAUCAAUUAAUCUAAGAUUA
Molecule: messenger RNA, 1515 nt
Organism: Linum trigynum
Lineage: Eukaryota; Viridiplantae; Streptophyta; Magnoliopsida; Malpighiales; Linaceae
Source: the annotation of a GenBank genome assembly